ACAGUUGGGUUUUACCGCCAAACAAGAAACAUCAAGCAUGGGCUGUCAUGUUUCCUUUUCUUCAGCUCUUCAUAAUUUUUCGUAAUUGAAACUGAUAAAGCGUUUCCUAUAUUCGAUUCAAUCACGAGCCUUCCAAACUUGCCGCCAAAGAUGCCAGCGACACCACAACCAUUGUUUCCUUUUUUUCAAUUCUUCAAUGAAUUUUUCGAUGAUUGAAUUUUUCGAUGAUUGAUACGAUUCCGCGUAUCCAAAUUCUGUUACGCAAAUUUCUAACUUACCAUGCUUACAAAGAAAGUGAACCUAGACUUAUAUUGCAAGACACAUACAAAGCGGUCUCAAAUCAUUUCCGUACUUGGUGAGUCAUGCGAACUCUAUAAAAGCCGAAGCCUUUCACUCGUUUCGACACCUUCGUUACCACCUUCUCACAAGCCAAAAUACCUCACCGUUUUACUCUCUCUCUCCCGUUGGUUCACGACUCCCGGAGUUCACCGGAGAAUCCAGAAGUUGCCGGAGCACCGAGCACCGAGUCGGAAACCAACCGAAGUUUACGACGGAGCUCGAGUCGUCUUGUUCGGUCAAUCGCUCUUGUUCGUUUUGUUGGAUUUGUUAUCUUUACUCGUACGUUACAAGAAAACGCAACGCAACCAAUGUUGAUAGACAAGAUGAUGAAGAAGCAAGUUAGGGUGGACUAGAAACUCACCUAGAAAAUAAACUAUGUUUGAAAUUUGAUUUAUGUUUUGAUCAUGUUGAACAAUGUAUGACAUUUUAGUCAUUUAUGAAAUUUGAUUUAAUCAAUAUUGUCACAAA
Messenger RNA from Helianthus annuus (common sunflower), 807 nucleotides. RefSeq lists its product as uncharacterized. The record is from RefSeq and is a predicted model, not a curated record. The coding region runs from base 280 to 654 and encodes 124 amino acids. NCBI's taxonomy places the organism in Eukaryota, Viridiplantae, Streptophyta, Magnoliopsida, Asterales, Asteraceae. The transcript is spliced from 3 exons.